Messenger RNA from Anopheles maculipalpis, 408 nucleotides. RefSeq lists its product as uncharacterized. Bases 1 to 408 code for a protein of 135 amino acids. Lineage: Eukaryota; Metazoa; Arthropoda; Insecta; Diptera; Culicidae. The record is from RefSeq and is a predicted model, not a curated record. The transcript is spliced from 2 exons.
AUGUGGUCGAGACAGUUGCUGCACGUGGCGCUCUUUGCAGUUUGCUGCUGUACGUGGCCACAAUGCAGCGCCGGCCCACGUCUGAGUGAUGAAUUCAUCUGGGGAAACCGUGACGACAGGACGGAUCGCGUGUGCAUAUCCCAAUCGGUUGUUAUCCAGCCCACUUGGGAAGCAUUCUUUAGCUUCUUUCGCCCCGUCACGAGACUUGUGACUUUCGUUCCUCCUCGGCCGGAUCAGGUGGUACGCUACAUACGCGUGUGGACGGAUGCACCGUGGUAUCGGUUUCGGGCCGAACUGUUACACGGUGGCGUUGGUGUGAAGGCCCCGAUUGUGACGAUCAUUCAGCUUAGCCGACACUGGAUGCUGUUUGCAAAUAUUGUGGUUUAUUGCUCAACAGUACCACCAUAG